Messenger RNA from Polyodon spathula (Mississippi paddlefish), 2355 nucleotides. Its product is annotated as somatostatin receptor type 2-like. Lineage: Eukaryota; Metazoa; Chordata; Actinopteri; Acipenseriformes; Polyodontidae. Gene Ontology annotation, cellular component: membrane; neuron projection. The transcript is spliced from 2 exons. The record is from RefSeq and is a predicted model, not a curated record. Gene Ontology annotation, biological process: neuropeptide signaling pathway; cellular response to estradiol stimulus; cellular response to glucocorticoid stimulus. Gene Ontology annotation, molecular function: neuropeptide binding; somatostatin receptor activity. Bases 442 to 1560 code for a protein of 372 amino acids.
AGAGCCUCCUCUGUUCAAAGCGCCUGUGCUUGUGCUAUCCUGAUACCAGAUUUAGACUUGACCCCGAGUCGUGCAACACGACCGGACUCCCUUUCUUCUACCCUGAUAUAAUUUAACUGAACUUUACUGAACUAAAGGAUUUUCUAAAAACAGAGAAAAUCCAAACAGAUCACCUGUUGUCUUUUCUGCUUGUUACACGUGUUUUCAUAGUUGGAAGCGCACUUUUGAAAUAUUUUCUGCUACAGGUGCAUGCUUUGUUUAAUGUGGAAGAAACGCUGAGGUAUCCAGCUAAAUGUUAGUAACUUUUGGAUGUGUUUUCUGGGACGUUAAUCGACGAGAAUUUCUCAAUUUCUCAAAUUCUGAAAAGAAAAUACUGAAGGAUCUUUAUAACUAAGGUUUGAUGUCACAUUUAAGGUAAACACUUGACUGAGACAAAACAAAAUGGAGCUUGGAACUACUUCUUCAGUCGCCAACGUGACAGAUCCCUGGAAUUACUCCGGUAUUUUCAAUGAAAAUGACUCCUAUGAACUUACUACUAUUGCAUCUAUGAACAGCACUGACUUUGACAAGACCAGCAGCGUGGUCAUCACCUUCUUGUAUUGUGUGGUGUGCGCUGUGGGACUAUGUGGAAACACAUUAGUCAUCUAUGUGAUCCUGCGUUAUGCCAAGAUGAAAACUGUGACCAACAUUUACAUCCUGAACUUGGCCAUCGCGGAUGAACUGUUCAUGCUUGGGCUACCCUUUAUCGCGAUACAGUUGGCCCUAGUCAACUGGCCUUUUGGCCAAGCCCUUUGUAGGGUAGUAAUGACCGUUGAUGGACUGAACCAGUUCACAAGCAUCUUCUGCCUGACGGUGAUGAGCAUUGACAGGUACCUGGCUGUAGUCCACCCCAUCAAGUCCACCAAAUGGAGGAAACCAAGAAUGGCCAAGAUGAUCAAUGGGGCAGUAUGGGCUCUCUCGCUGUUGGUCAACCUGCCCAUCAUAAUCUACAGUGGUGAGAGGAGAAGUCACAAAGGGAACAGCUGCACCAUCAUCUGGCCAGACCCUCCAGAGGCAUAUUACACAGGGUUCAUGUUCUACACGUUCUUACUGGGAUUCUUCAUUCCCCUGAUAGUCAUCUGCCUUUGCUACCUGCUGAUCAUCAUCAAGGUGAAGUCCUCCGGCAUCCGAGUGGGCUCUUCCAAAAGGAAGAAGUCAGAAAGGAAGGUGACCAGGAUGAUCUCCAUUGUGGUGGCAGUUUUUGUCUUCUGUUGGCUGCCCUUCUACGUUUUCAAUGUCACGUCUGUGACGGGCACCAUUAUCACCAGCCCUGCCUUCAAGAGCAUGUUUGACUUUGUGGUGGUCCUGAGCUAUGCCAACAGCUGCGCCAACCCCAUCCUGUACGCUUUCCUGUCUGAGAACUUCAAGAAGAGCUUUCAGAAUGUGCUGUGCCUGAAGAGGGUGGGGGGGCUGGAUGAUAUAGACAGGAGCGACAGCAGACAGGACAAGACCAGGAUGAUGAAUGAAGCUACAGAGACCCAAAGCACGCUGCUUAACGGAGAUCUCCAGACCAGCAUUUGAAACAGAUGUAAAAGAUGUGUUUCAGUCCAAAUCAAGAAGUCUUUACCCCUUCAUCUAUGGAGAUCUAUUUCCAUUACCUCCACUGAGUGCCCCUGCCUCAUGGAUGAUCUGUUUCUGAUAUUGAACUAUACUGACUCAUUUAAAAUCACUUCAACUAGUGCAAGCCUCCACAAAUCUGGACAAAAGUUGGUGUGAUAGAUGGAGAUUGAUGCCGUUUUGUUGUUUUUGCUUGGUCCUUGACAGGCAAUUGCAUAGAUACAAUUAAUGUCUUAAAUACACAGUUCUUCAGAAUUCUAAGUUAUUAUACAGUAGUUUAACAUAUUUAUAAGAAAGUUUAUAAUCUAUUUGCCCACUUUGCUCAGAUGUAGUAUAUACAGACUGAAAAUAAUCAUUCUCAGUGACUUGCUUACUGUAUAUUAAAAACCCUAUGUGACACUAUUUGGAAAUUCAAGAUUGGACUGGGUAUAGUAUAUAGAUAUAUUGUGUAUGUUUUUUGCAAUUAAGUUGGAGUUUGUAAAAUUUAUAAUGAAGCAGCAUAGUAGUGGAUUUAUCGACAAACAUCAUGAAUUCCAUCAAGUAUGCUAGUCGCUACCUUUGAUGUCUUAGAAGUUUUUAUAAUAGAGCAUUCCACUCACUGUGUAAAGUUCUGAAUUCCACUCGCUGUGUGUAAGGUUCUAGAUUCCACUCACUGUGUAAAGUUCUGAAUUCCACUCGCUGUGUGUAAGGUUCUAGAUUCCACUCACUGUGUAAAGUUCUGAAUUCCAUUCGCUGUGUGUAAGGUUCUAGAUUCCACUC